AUGAAGGCUGCACAAGUUACUUUCCUGUCCAUGCUGGCCGUGGCAUCGGCCCUUGUCGACCACAAGGUCGCUGUUCGCGGCGCUGCUGCUGCCCAGUACCCAGAAAGCUGUGUCCUGACCACCACUCUGGCGCCCAUCACUGUGACGCUGCCAUGCUCGUCGCCUUCACGCAUCACCACGGUCCCGCAGCCCACUGUUUACGUGUACACAACCGUAUACGAGGCCCUCUGCUCUACGGGCGUCACGGAAAAGACCUACACUAUCACCAAGACCUGCGACUCCGCGCCCUGCACGUGCACGGCCGGCGAGAUCCCCUCGGGCUUCACUGUGACCGUCACCACCUGCACCGAGUGCGGCAAGCAGCCCGUGACCGCCACGGUUACGUGCCCCGGUAAUGCGUAUGCCACGGCAGGUGCCUGGGCUUCAGCGGGCGCCAACGCCUGGGCCUCGUCUGGUGCGUCGUCCGGCCCUGGCUGGUCGUCUGGCUCCGGCUCUGGCUCCGGCUCUGGCUCCGGUUCUGGCUCUGGUUCUGGCUCGGGUGCUUCUGCCAAUGCUGGCGCUGGGGCCAGCGCUAACGCUGGUGGCUCCUCUGGCUCUGCUUCGGCCAAUGCCAAUGCCAAUGCCAACGCUGGCUCUGGCGGUUCAGGCUCAUCCAGCUCCGCGUCUGCCAACGCCAAUGCUAAUGCCAAUGGCGGUGGCUCGGGCGGCUCUAGCUCGUCUGCUUCGGGCAACGCCAACGCCAACGCGCACUCUGGCUCUGGCUCUGGCUUUGGUUCUGGUUCUGGUUCUGGUUCUGGUUCUGGUUCUGGUUCUGGCUCUAGCUCCGGUUCUGGCUCUGGCACUAGUGCAGGAAACCACACGACGUCUAUUCCUCGCCCUUCGCCGUCGGUAGUAGUCGUAAGCUCCGGCAUCAAGACAGUUGCAUCACUCGGCGUUGGCUCCCUUCUGUUUUUGGUCGGCGCUCUUUGGCUAUGA
Messenger RNA from Sporothrix schenckii 1099-18, 975 nucleotides. RefSeq lists its product as uncharacterized. The transcript has a single exon. NCBI's taxonomy places the organism in Eukaryota, Fungi, Ascomycota, Sordariomycetes, Ophiostomatales, Ophiostomataceae. Bases 1 to 975 code for a protein of 324 amino acids. The record is from RefSeq and is a predicted model, not a curated record.